AUACAUGGAAUUUCGGAGCAGCAAUUAAAGGAUACCUAUAUAUAUCGAUAAAAAGAAAAAAUAGAAAAUUAGUAGAGUACAUCAUUUAGAAAGAAAAUGAUUAGAAUACAAAUACAGUAAAAAAUAUAAUUCUGUAAUAACACUAAUGUCUACAUUCUCCGAAUCAAAUCACCACCACAACACCACUUCUUCCGAUGGCGUUUCACAGCGAGUCAACAGUCCACGUUUCUCUGGUCCCAUGACUCGCCGUGCUCACUCUUUCAAACGCAACAACACUCACAACGCCGCCGCCAAUAACGCUGUUGGUGGCGGCGGCGGUGCUCUCAGUACUCAUAGUGAGGUUGAGCUUCAAAAAGGGUUGGAGCCUGCUUUGGAAAGGAAGCAUGGUCAUCACCAUCAUCUUCAUCCCCAUGUUUCUCAGAGAGUUCAUGGUGGAGUUGUGAAGGCUUUUCUUAAGAGACCGCUUGAAUCUAUUGUUGAUGAUUUGGGGUUUAGGGAAAGGAAAAAGAUUGGACAUUGGAUGUUUUUGGUUUUUUGUGGUGUAUGUUUGUUUAUGGGUGUUCUUAAAAUUUGUGCUACUGGUUGGCUUGGAUCUGCCAUAGAAAAAGCUCAAUCUUCUAAGGAACUAUCUGACUCCAAUGGUAUUGAUAAUCUAAAUCUAAUGGACCAAAGCUCCCUUGGUUAUGCAUAUAGGAGCGGAGCAGGUGAUGUCGAACGGACUCUAAAGACGGUACAAACAAGAGUAGGUAGCAGCCACACUCUUAAAGAAUCAGAUGUCUGGUCUAAACCCAACAGUGAAAAUUUCACCCAAUGCAUAGAUCUUCCUAGAAAUCAUAAAAAACUUGAUACAAAGACCAAUGGAUAUAUUCUUAUAAAUGCUAAUGGUGGCCUGAAUCAGAUGAGGUUUGGGAUAUGUGAUAUGGUUGCUGUUGCGAAGAUUAUGAAGGCAACACUUGUUCUUCCUUCUCUUGAUCAUACCUCGUACUGGGCUGAUCAGAGUGGCUUUAAGGAUUUGUUUGACUGGAAGCAUUUUAUUGAUACACUGAAGGAUGAUAUCCACAUAGUCGAGACAUUACCACCCGCCUAUCCCGGAAUCGAGCCUUUCUCAAAAACUCCAAUAUCUUGGUCUAAGGUUCCUUAUUACAAGACUGAGAUUCUUCCGCUCCUAAAUCAUCACAAAGUGAUCUAUUUCACUCAUACUGAUUCCCGACUUGCUAACAAUGGCAUUCCAAAAUCCAUACAGAAACUAAGAUGCCGUGUAAAUUAUAGAGCAUUGAGAUAUUCAGCUCCAAUUGAAGAAUUCGGAAACAUAUUGGUAUCUAGAAUGCAGCAGAAUGGAAAUCCUUAUCUUGCCCUUCAUUUAAGAUAUGAGAAGGAUAUGCUUGCAUUUACUGGCUGCAGUCAUAAUUUGACUGCAGAAGAAGACGAAGAACUGAGACGGAUGCGAUAUGAAGUCAGUCACUGGAAGGAAAAAGAGAUUAAUGGGACCGAAAGGAGAUUGCUCGGAGGUUGUCCCUUAACUCCGAGGGAAACUUCUCUACUACUUAGAGCACUUGGUUUUCCAUCACAAACCAGGAUUUACUUGGUAGCUGGAGAAGCAUAUGGAAGAGGAAGUAUGAAAUAUCUCAAGGAUGAUUUCCCAAACAUUUUCUCUCAUUCCUCUCUGUCUUCCGAAGAAGAGCUGAAUCCUUUCAAGAAUCAUCAAAAUAUGUUGGCUGGUAUUGACUACGUCGUUGCCCUUCAGAGUGAUGUAUUUCUUUACACUUACGAUGGAAAUAUGGCGAAGGCUGUACAAGGUCAUAGACGCUUCGAACACUUCAAAAAGACCAUCAAUCCAGACAAGAUGAAUUUUGUUAAACUCGUCGAUCAGUUGGAUGAAGGAAACAUUUCUUGGAAAAAGUUCAGCUCCAAGGUAAAGAAGCUUCAUAAAGACCGCGUCGGUGCUCCAUAUCUAAGGGAGCCAGGUGAAUUUCCAAAGCUGGAGGAAAGCUUUUAUGCAAAUCCUCUACCAGGAUGUAUUUGUGAAACAAGAAAGGAGUAGAUACAUUACUCGGUCACAGUUCACGGCUCUCUUUCUUGUGAUGGUCUUAUAAGAGCUGCCAUCAUACGGCAUUGUGGCCGUGGUUUAAUAUUUUUUCAAUAAUUCUUUCAUCAGGAUAUGGGAAUGUGAUUUUCCAAAAGCUGGAUUAUCUUGUAAGGUGACAUUGCCAUAUAAUGCAUUGCUGUUGGGAUAAGAUUACAAGUGGCCCAGGAUUGGUAAGAAACUAAACUCUACCCUGAUGCAGUUUUAAAGUAAGGAUCAAGCUUGGGCAGGCCAAAGUAUACCACUGUCGAUACGAAACUGAAUACCAUACCUUAUUAAGAAAACCUCAUUCUAACCACACUUUUGAGUAAAAAAUAUUUUUUUUUCCUGCCUUCAUUAUUUUAUUUUAUUUGAUACUUGUAUUGAUAUCAUGAAAAGGGGGUGGGAGUGAAUAAGUUGUAUUCUUAUUGCACAAUGUAAUAUUUGAAAAGAACUACGUCUAGUUUUAUGCAUCUGUAAUUCUGUUCUUUUUGAUAAAUUAUGCAUCUGUAAUUCUUUUAAGCAGGAUUCUUACAAUAAAUCAUCCUUUGUGACCAUUUCAUUAAUUUUCA
Cicer arietinum (chickpea) is the source of this 2634-nucleotide messenger RNA. RefSeq names its product O-fucosyltransferase 35. The record is from RefSeq and is a predicted model, not a curated record. NCBI's taxonomy places the organism in Eukaryota, Viridiplantae, Streptophyta, Magnoliopsida, Fabales, Fabaceae. Gene Ontology annotation, cellular component: Golgi apparatus; chloroplast; cytoplasm.